GUUCAUGUUGAGUUGAUCCUCUCUAAAUGUGCUUUUUGGGAUGUUGAGAAUGAGACAUGGAGUGAAGAGGGAUGUUUGACCAAUUUUUCAAGUGUUGAAAAACUACACUGUCAGUGUAACCAUUUAACAGCCUUCAGUGGUGGUGUAUUAAUAACACCUAAUUUAUUAAAUCCUAUUGGUGAUGCCAAGUUAUUCCUGACAUUCUUUGAUAACCCUGUAGUUGUAGUGACUAUCAUGGUGAUUUGGGUUCUGUAUAUAUUCUUAUUGUGCUGGGCUAGAAGAGAAGAUGAGAAAGAUCUAAGACAGAGAGGAGUUACCGUACUAGAAGAUAAUGAUAAAGAUGAUAAUUAUAUGUAUCUAGUUGGUGUGUUGACUGGAUGGUGGAAAGGAGCUGGUACAACAUCAGACGUCUUCCUUUAUCUUCGCAGCAGACACAAUCAAAGCUCACGCCAUGCUUUAAUAGAUAAUGAGCGUCAACAGUUUAUGUCUGGUAGUGAAGAUUGGUUUCUCUUGACAACACCACAUUGUAUUGGACCUCUGAAGUCUGUUGUCAUAUGGCAUGAUAAUGCUGGUAAAUCUCCUUCUUGGUUUCUAAAAGAAGUUAUAAUAAGAGAUGUACAAACUGGUGAAUCGUGGCAUUGUAUUUAUGAUAAUUGGCUGAGUGUUGAUCGAGGACCUAAAGAAAUCAGAGCUGAAAUAAUUGCCAUUGUGGAAGGCGAAAUUGUCAAUCAAAGCAUGUAUCAGUUUUAUCUGAAAUCUAGCCAAGACUUCCGUGAUGGUCAUUUAUGGGCAAGCAUCUUUAGUAAACCCAUCACCAGCAACUUUACCAGGUGUCAAAGACUGACUUGUGCUCUAUCGUUACUUAUUACCUACAUGUUGGCCAACUUGAUGUUCCUUGGUAUACCAGACACCAUUAAUCCCCGUGACCAAGUCAUGUUU
Messenger RNA from Lottia gigantea (owl limpet), 939 nucleotides. RefSeq lists its product as hypothetical. Gene Ontology annotation, molecular function: protein binding. The record is from RefSeq and is a predicted model, not a curated record. The transcript has 4 exons. The annotation marks the transcript as partial. Lineage: Eukaryota; Metazoa; Mollusca; Gastropoda; Lottiidae.